Molecule: messenger RNA, 3055 nt
Organism: Populus trichocarpa (black cottonwood)
Lineage: Eukaryota; Viridiplantae; Streptophyta; Magnoliopsida; Malpighiales; Salicaceae
Product: ATP synthase subunit beta, chloroplastic
Exons: 1
Coding region: 786-2282 (498 amino acids)
Biological process (GO): proton transmembrane transport; proton motive force-driven mitochondrial ATP synthesis
Cellular component (GO): chloroplast thylakoid membrane
Molecular function (GO): proton-transporting ATP synthase activity, rotational mechanism; ATP hydrolysis activity; ATP binding
Source: RefSeq, a predicted model, not a curated record
CCUACAACUCAUGAAUUAAGAAUUCUCACAGCAACAAGGUCUACUCGAUAAGAAUUAGGAGUUAAUGAAACCUUUCACAGGAAUCUUUCACAAAAUUAUCAACCAAUACAAUAUUAUCAACUAAUCAGAAUUUCAUUAUUAGACCAUGGUAUUUGAUUCACCAAAUACAUCAUUAUUUUAUACUCUUUCAUAUGUAUGGCGCAACCCAAUCCUUGUUUUUCAGGUUUCUAAUCCUUAACUUUUUUGAAUCAAAAUAUCUAAAUAAUAAGAAAUCUCCUCUUGACAGUAAUAUAUGUUGUAUAUGUAAAUCCUAGAUGUGAAAACAUGCGGAACUCGUCUAUGAAUAAAAAAAAAAAAAGAAAAUUAUAAAAUAAUAAGAAUAGCUAGGUGUAAACCGAUAUGCUAAUAUGCUCUAAUAUGCUAAAAUAAGAAAUUUAAGGCCUAUGGGAUAGAAAUAAUGAAUCGUAAAUAGAAUUCAGGUUCGAAUUCCAUAGAUAAUAUGGAGAGUAUUGUCUAUAAUGAUAGACAAAUGAAAGGCCUUCUGAAGCCUUUUUUUUAUUCAUUUACUUGAUAUUUUGAAAAUGAGUUAGUUGAACUUAUCACUCAUUGAAAUUGAAAAUAAGUAAACAAUUGAAUUGGAUUCGUUGGAGGGUACCAACAAAAUUGAGUGCUAACUCCCAUUUCUUAUUGAAUUAAUUAAUCAACUUGCUAUCGAACAUUAAUUUUGAACUCGAAAAUUUUCGAAAAAAAAAAUUUUGACCUAUUUUUUAUUUUUAUUUAUUAUUAUGAGAAUCAAUCCUACUACUUCUGGUCCUGGAGUUUCCGCGCUUGAAAAAAAGAACCUGGGACAUAUCGCUCAAAUCAUUGGCCCAGUGCUAGAUGUAGUUUUUCCCCCGGGCAAGAUGCCUAAUAUUUACAACGCUCUGGUAGUUAAGGGUCGAGAUACUGUCAGUCAACAAAUUAAUGUCACUUGUGAAGUACAGCAAUUAUUAGGAAAUAAUCGAGUUCGAGCUGUAGCUAUGAGUGCUACAGAUGGUCUAAUGAGAGGAAUGGAAGUGAUUGACACGGGAGCUCCCCUAAGUGUUCCAGUAGGCGGGGCGACUCUAGGACGAAUUUUCAACGUGCUUGGAGAACCUGUUGAUGAUUUAGGUCCUGUAGAUACUCAGAUAACAUCCCCUAUUCAUAGAUCUGCGCCUGCCUUUAUACAGUUAGAUACAAAAUUAUCUAUUUUUGAAACAGGAAUUAAAGUCGUAGAUCUUUUAGCCCCUUAUCGCCGUGGAGGAAAAAUCGGACUAUUUGGGGGCGCUGGAGUAGGUAAAACAGUACUAAUUAUGGAAUUAAUCAACAACAUUGCGAAAGCUCAUGGGGGUGUAUCCGUAUUUGGCGGAGUAGGUGAACGUACUCGUGAAGGAAACGAUCUUUACAUGGAAAUGAAAGAAUCCGGAGUAAUUAAUGAAGAAAAUAUUGCAGAAUCUAAAGUGGCUCUAGUUUAUGGUCAGAUGAACGAACCACCGGGAGCUCGUAUGAGAGUUGGUUUGACUGCCCUAACUAUGGCGGAAUAUUUCCGAGAUGUUAAUGAACAAGACGUACUUCUAUUUAUCGACAAUAUCUUUCGUUUCGUCCAAGCAGGAUCCGAAGUAUCCGCCUUAUUGGGUAGAAUGCCCUCUGCUGUGGGUUAUCAACCCACCCUUAGUACCGAAAUGGGUACUUUACAAGAAAGAAUUACUUCUACCAAAGAAGGGUCCAUAACUUCUAUUCAAGCAGUUUAUGUACCUGCGGACGAUUUAACCGACCCUGCUCCUGCCACGACAUUUGCGCAUUUAGAUGCUACUACUGUACUAUCAAGAGGAUUAGCUGCUAAAGGUAUCUAUCCAGCAGUCGACCCUUUAGAUUCAACAUCAACUAUGCUCCAACCUCAGAUCGUUGGCGAGGAACAUUAUGAAACUGCGCAAAGAGUUAAGCAAACUUUACAACGUUACAAAGAACUUCAAGACAUUAUAGCUAUCCUUGGGUUGGACGAAUUAUCCGAAGAGGAUCGCUUAACUGUAGCAAGAGCACGAAAAAUUGAGCGUUUCUUAUCACAACCCUUUUUCGUAGCCGAAGUAUUUACCGGUUCCCCGGGAAAAUAUGUCGGUCUAGCAGAAACAAUUAGAGGGUUUAAAUUGAUCCUUUCCGGAGAAUUAGAUAGUCUUCCUGAGCAGGCCUUUUAUUUGGUAGGUAACAUUGAUGAAGCUACUGCGAAGGCUACGAACUUAGAAAUGGAGAACAACUUGAAGAAAUGAUCUUAAGUCUUUGUGUAUUGACCCCGAAUCGAAUUGUUUGGGAUUCAGAAGUGAAAGAAAUCAUUUUAUCUACUAAUAGUGGGCAAAUUGGUGUAUUACCUAAUCACGCGCCUAUUGCCACAGCCGUUGAUAUCGGUAUUUUGAGAAUACGCCUUAAUGACCAAUGGUUAACGAUGGCUCUGAUGGGCGGUUUUGCUAGAAUAGGCAAUAAUGAGGUUACUGUUUUAGUAAAUGAUGCGGAGAAGGGGAGUGACAUUGAUCCACAAGAAGCUCAGCAAACUCUUGAAAUAGCAGAAGCUAACUUGAGGAAAGCGGAAGGCAAGAGACAAAUAAUCGAGGCAAAUCUAGCUCUCAGACGAGCUAGAGCACGAGUAGAGGCUAUCAAUGUGAUUUCGUAACUAUAACCAGUUGGCGGUGCGCCCGAAUAAUCAAAAGAAAAACUUCUGUAUAAACAUAAGUUCCGUUUAUACAUCUUAUUUUUUUAUUCUGCAAAUUGAAUAGAAUCAUAAAUGGAAUCGGAUUCUAUCUAAUAGAACUACAACGAAAAAUUUUCAAAUUCAAAAAUGAAAUAGAGAAAGAGAAAUAGAAUGGAAUGGAAAAGAUCAAAAAUCAAUAAAAUUAAGGCGGAUAGAAAAACUUAUUAGAUACCAUGGAUUCGGAUAUCUAAUAAGUUAUACCUACUAUUGGAUUUGAACCAAUGACUCCCGCCGUAUGAAAGCAAUACUCUAACCACUGAGUUAAGUAGGUAAUUUAGAAUCAAAAAGAGAAAGAAA